Molecule: messenger RNA, 2332 nt
Organism: Ctenopharyngodon idella (grass carp)
Lineage: Eukaryota; Metazoa; Chordata; Actinopteri; Cypriniformes; Xenocyprididae
Exons: 2
Coding region: 492-1403 (303 amino acids)
Biological process (GO): regulatory ncRNA-mediated heterochromatin formation
Cellular component (GO): nucleus
Molecular function (GO): siRNA binding
Source: RefSeq, a predicted model, not a curated record
ACUUGAAAAGUGCAAUAAAAUCAGGACAAACUAGCAUACUACUUUAAAUUGUGCACAGUAUGCAUACUUACUUUGUGCAUUCAAUUUCCCGAUGUCCUACUACUUUUGUCAAAAUGUGCACGUGCAUAAUAUAUCCAACAUCUGUAACGUUUCUUUCUUAAACAGUUAUUCUACCAAAAGAGACACUGUACACAAAAAAAAUGGCAUAUUUAUUAUCUGAGAUGAUAACUAGACGACUCUUGCUGAAAUUUAGGACACUUAAUGUAACAUUCUAACAUUUGAAAAGUUCCAAAUUGUUCAAAUACUAUUUUUAAGAAAUAGUAAACUGCACAAUUUAACAUGUGAAGCCACGCCCUAAUGUCAAUCAGCGACACCUGUCACAUGAUCACUGAUCAUUUACAUAUUCACACAUCUCAUGUAAGUCAGGAAGAGAAAUCAGGUAAAACUUUAUCUAGUCCUCAGACUACAGUGUUAACUAUAGGUCCCAUAAGAUGUUGGAGGCAAGCCAAAAUCCGAUUCAAUCCGAUUUUCCGUACUCAUUUUCCGAGGACGGUCACCUGCGGCACAGAGAAACCUCUGAACCCUACAGGUUUACCUUCAAACUACACGACGCCCGUGAAACCGAGCGGGAGCAUCGCAGCCUGUGUCUCUACAUCACCCAGCACGUGUACGGCCUCUUAGAAAGGAAGUUUCAGCUUAUCAGGGAGAAUCUGGAGGACAGCAGUUUUGUAUUCAUGAGUCCAGGAGCACUGGAGCAUCCUGGGAGUCUUUUGGUGCUGAUCCAGGAUUGGGGAACGGUUCGGAGCGGCGUGUGGAGCUGGAAGCUCGCGGCCCACGACGGUCUGGAGCGAGGCAGUCAGAUCCCGUACCUGCGCUGGGCUUUGCUGGAAUCAUGUGCCGUUCUUCUGACGAACCCCAACGAGGGUGUGCGAACUCAAGAACAUCACGUCCGGUUGGUUUGGGAACGCCUGGUUUCCCAGAGUUCUGCAGAGCACGUCUUUGUGGUCGCACAUGGAUACGGAGGCCUGGCUUUUGUGGAUCUGCUGUGCCAUCGGCUGGAGGAGGUUCAGCGCCGUGUGAAGGCCGUGGCUUUCCUGGAUUCGUCCCACAGCCUUUGGCAUCAACCGUUGGGAAAUGCCGGACGCGACUGGCUGAAAUCCCACUCCAGAACAUGGAUUCUCAGCACGAAGCCUCUGAAUCGCUCUGUGGGCUCACUGAAGGCCGGUUGCACGCAGAUGUCCGCAGGUACUCAAUGCCACGACUCUGCGCCCGCCGUCUGCAUGGAGUCCGUGUUCCGCUUCUUCUCCAAGAUUAUCAAACCUAAAGCCGCACCGACUCCCUUCGAGAUCAUCACCAGGAGCAAGAGCCGUGCGAACGAGCAAAAUAACAACGCUGAUCACUGACCAAAUCUCAAAUAAAUUUCUUUGCAUCACAAUGAUAAUUUCUGUCCUUUACAUUCUUGUUUUUUUAUGGAAUAUUGCAGUGUUUAUGUUAAAUGAUUUAUCGGUGCACAUCAUUGUGUUAAAGGGUUAGUUCACCCAAAAUGAAAGGUGCUAGCAUGUUUUAACAUGUUGCUAGCAUGAUUUAGCACAUUGCUAACAUGUUUUAACAUGUUGUUAACAUAAUAUAAUGUUUCUAACAUGGCAUAGCACAUUGCUAAUGUUUUAGCACAUUAGUAUGUUUCUAGCAUGAUGUAAGUGCUAACAUGUUUCUAACAUGAUUAUCACACUGCUAACAUGAAUUAGCAUUAUUUUGUAUGGUACAAGCAUGUUUUAACAUGUUGCUGCUAGCAUGAUUUAAUAUGUUGCUACCAUGUUUCCAGCAUGUUUAGCACAUUGCUGACAUGUUUUAACAUGUUUCUAACAUGAUUUAGCACAUUGCUAGCAUGUUUUAACACAUUAGUAUGUUUUUAACAUGAUGUAAAGUAACUGCUAACAUGUUUCUAACAUGAUUAUCACAUUGUUAACAUGUUUUAGCAUUAUUUAAAAUGGUGCAAUCAUGUUUUAACAUGUUGCUAACAUGAUUUCAUUAGGCAGCAAUGUCAUUGCACCUUUUGAGGUCCAGAAAGGUAGUAAAGACAUCGUUAAAUUAAGUCAAUGUGACUGCAAUGGUUCAACCUUAACUACUGAAACCUUAUUGAAAAGUGUUACAUACCUUAAAUAGUGUAAAAUGGAAAAAAAAAAUUGUCAUGAAUCUUCUACAGGUCAGUGUGAAUCAGUGUGCUUUAUUUUAAAAACAGAGAAAAAUAUCACGACACAAAACAAGUGUGGCAUAAUAAAUACUUCAGACUGUCGUUUCCACAGGAAACUCUCCAUCCUCUCGCUCAGACAAA